Messenger RNA from Calidris pugnax (ruff), 2188 nucleotides. RefSeq names its product RAD51 paralog B (gene RAD51B). Gene Ontology annotation, cellular component: Rad51B-Rad51C-Rad51D-XRCC2 complex. The transcript is spliced from 12 exons. The coding region runs from base 678 to 2144 and encodes 488 amino acids. Lineage: Eukaryota; Metazoa; Chordata; Aves; Charadriiformes; Scolopacidae. Gene Ontology annotation, biological process: double-strand break repair via homologous recombination. Gene Ontology annotation, molecular function: ATP-dependent DNA damage sensor activity; DNA binding; ATP hydrolysis activity. The record is from RefSeq and is a predicted model, not a curated record.
CUGCCCAGGGAGGUGGUUGAGUCACCAUCCUUGGAUGAGUUUAAGAGUCUAUGAGUUUAUGAGUCUAUGAGUCUUAGGAGUUUAGAUGUGGUGUUGGGGAAUAUGGUGUAGAGAACUUUGUAGAGUAGGGUAGAUUGUUGGAUUCGAUGAUCCCAGGGGUCUUUUCCAACCUAAAUGAUUCUAUGAUUCUAUAUUCGAUGACUGAUUCUCCGUUACAUUCACAUUACAGGGUAAUAGCUUCUCCAGUCAGAAAGCAUUUCUCCCAGAGCUGGCAGCAGACAAGAUAUUUGUAAGCCCUCAAUCUGAAGACUAGAGGAAGCAUUCCAAGUAUUCAACAAAGGGAUGCUUAGAACCCUGAAUGCUGAAGGACUUCCAAGUUCUGUGGAUGCUUUAUGCACAAAGGGCAGUAACAAUUCUUAGGGAAAAGCAUGGAAGCUCUGCGAAAGGCAAACCCCGAGGCCGCCCGCAGUGAGGUUUCCCUCCUGGAGCUCACAGACACUCUCCCCCUCCACAGCCUGGCCCCGCGGCCCCCGACUCCAGGGCAGCGCUCACGUUCACGAGCAGGGAUAAAUAACCCCUCGUCCCCUCCUUGCUCCUAAAGCUGGAAGGGCGCUACCCGGGGGGCACACUGGGGUCAUAAGUGGCCGCAGGGCCCUCACUGGGGAGCAGCCCCGGGGAUGACCCCAGCCGCCAUCACCGGACGGCUCCCGCCUUCCCAGCCGCCCCCGGGAACCACCGCUCCCGGCACGCCCUGCGCGCCACCGACCUUCAUGGGCGCAGGGAAUUGGUGGCAGCGGAGCCAAUCACGGGCGCAGACCUUGCCCGCCGGUCCCGCCCCGUCGGGCCCGACGCGGGGAAGCUUUGAAAAAAUUCUCAGCCUGGGGAUCAUGGCUGCUAAGAAAUUGAGAAGAGCAAGGUUGUCUCAGGAGCUGUGUGAAAGGCUGAGUCGCCAUCAGAUCACUACCUGCCAGGACUUUUUAUGUCUUUCCUUCUUGGAGCUAAUGAAAGUGACGGGGCAGAGCUACUAUGAUGUACAGAAGCUUCUUUGUAAAGUCAGCCGGGCUUGUGCUCCCAAAAUGCAGACAGCUUAUGAAAUGAAACUGAGGAAAUCUGUCAAUCCCUCUUCAGCCUUUUUAUCCACCACGCUGCAUGGUUUGGAUGAAGUCUUGCAUGGUGGAGUACCCUGUGGAUCCCUCACAGAGCUAACUAGCCCACCAGGUUGUGGCAAAACUCAGUUUUGUAUUAUGAUGAGUGUUCUGGCUACACUACCUGUAAGCAUGGGAGGACUUGAUGGAGCUGUUAUAUACAUUGAUACAGAGUCUGCAUUCAGUGCUGAAAGGUUGAUUGAGAUAGCAGGAAACAGAUUCCCUACUUAUUUUGACUCAGACGAAAAGCUGUUCUGCAUGACCCGUAGCAUUCACCUGUAUCGAGAGCUGACCUGUGGCAGUGUACUGAAGAGGAUUGUGUCUUUGGAAGAAGAAAUUAUUUCAAAGAAAGUUAAACUCAUAAUAAUUGACUCCGUUGCUUCAGUCGUCAGAAAGGAGUUUGACACAAAACUCCAAGGCAACCUGGCAGAGAGAAGUAACUUUUUGGCUAGAGGAGCAUCGGUGUUGAAGUAUUUGGCAGAGGAGUUCUCAAUACCAGUUAUCUUGACGAAUCAGAUUACCACAUCGUUGAGCAAUGGCCUUGCGAUCCAGGCAGACCUGGUGUCUCCAGCUGAUGAUUUGUCCCUGUCUGAAGGAGCUUCUGGAAGUGGGAAGAGGGAAUCUGGUUGUGUGACAGCAGCCCUUGGUAACACAUGGAGUCACAGCGUCAACACCAGGCUCAUUCUACAAUACCAUGACAUGCCGACAAGACAGCUCCUGGUUGCUAAAUCCCCUGUUGCUCCAUUCUCUGCUUUUUUCUACACCAUUGAGAAAUCAGGCUUGGUUCUUCAAGAUGGAAAGGAUCAAACAAAUUUAACUUUGGAAGGAACCAAUCCUGCCCUGCAGACCAUACGAGUGAGGAGUGCUGCCUUGAAAGAUACUUUACUCGAUGCUGCUUUACACAAAACUACUGGAGGGAUUCAAACUACAGGUGAGAACGGAGCAAGGUCUGAGCACCCAAAGGGUAACACGUUUGUAGAAGAAAACAUGAGUUGGUGAUGUCUGUGCCUGUGACGUGCUGGCGUUGCCCACCCUGCCACAUG